This is a messenger RNA of Folsomia candida, 2594 nucleotides long. RefSeq lists its product as uncharacterized. The transcript is spliced from 2 exons. The record is from RefSeq and is a predicted model, not a curated record. Bases 1 to 1596 code for a protein of 531 amino acids. Lineage: Eukaryota; Metazoa; Arthropoda; Collembola; Entomobryomorpha; Isotomidae.
AUGGGCAUAGCUUGCAUUUCUCGGGAGGGUAGGUUGGGACGUUUCUGUGUUAAGAACCAAGGCGAACGAUACGUUCACGAGGGAAAUUUGAAUUGUGUGGAAAAAAUUGACAAUGCAAUAAGGACCUUUAUUAACUUUACAACGCCACCUAAAUAUUGGGGUUUCUAUUUGCUGGAUAUGGAAUUACGGAAGGAUAAUUCAGCAAUAAACAUCACUUUAGUAAAUGAUAUCGAUCCUUUUAAUCCAUUUAACCGUUCUCGUCCUUACACGGUUGAACAUUUAGCUCAGGCCGUGUUCCGCAAAGCUAAUACGACUCUUACCUCUGCCGAUUCAAAGCUUAUCAAUUACGCGGAAAUCGGAUUAGGAGAUAUUUUAUUGCUCCACUGGGACACUACAACGGUCAACUUGAAAUUCUCGGGAUUUCAAUUCUUAACCUGUCAUGCCGAAUCCUAUUUAAGUUUUCGCUUUUACGUAGAUUCGUUCCAACCCGAUUUAUGGAUUGGGCUAGGAAUUUGCCUUUUUGUCAUUACAGCCAUUGUUUAUGCGUACGUUCGCUAUGCCGAGGUGGAAAACGUCUCGUUUUCCCCCUGGCUUUACGUGCUUUCCACUUUGCUAGAAGAAGGACACCCGGUUCCGAUGAAGAUUGACAAAUUGAUCAUAUUCCGAUACAUUUUUGGCAUUUGGAGUCUAAUGUCUGUCAUUCUAACAAAUUGUUAUAAUGGAUUGAUGAUCUCCAAGCUAAAUUACGUAAUUCCAGAAACAUUUGCAGAUCUUCUAUGCGAAGAUGGUACUAUACAUUCGUCUUCAUAUUACACUUCGUCCGAUUUCUUGCUCAAUUGGAGAGAGAAAUUAAAAAUCAACCUUAUUUCAAAUUAUUGGGUAGGUGUUUGCAGUUAUGAAUAUCAGAACACAGGUUUCGUCGACUUACAAAAUCGACACGAUUCCAGCAAUUGUUAUAAAUUGUUAUCAACCCCAUUAAAAUUACCCGGCCUUGAUGUCAUAGCAUUCAAGUUUCUAACGUAUUUAACCAAUGAGUUAGAUUUCUACAGCCUUUUGAAGCAGACAGGUCCCGAAUGGGUUCCAUUGCUAGAGUGGCCCCAUCUGGCUCAAUUGCUGCAACUUUUGAAUCCACGUCACGCCCAUUUCCCAAAGGGAAUUGACUACUCAAGAAAAGACCUCAAUGUGACCUAUAUGCAGCGAAAGAUAGAAACAGAAAUUGUUGAUUGUUCCCAAAAAGCGGUCUUCAUUGCUCAAUCAGACGAUCUAAAAUUUGAGUAUGACUUCCUAACCUUGAACUAUCAUAGGAAAGAAUUUCACAAAGGCCAAGAGAUACUAAGCCCACGUCCCAAAGGAUUAAUAUUCGACGACGAGGGUUUUUCCAAAAUGCCAAAAUAUUACACAAGCCUGAUUGAAACAGGAAUUUAUGCUCGCAUAGAACAGGAACUCGGGUAUAGGGCCAUGGCAGACAGGGAGCCUGCAAUUAGCAUAAGCAAGGAUGAUAGUUCCUUCUCGCUAGGGUUGAACGGGGGCGUUGUGACAAUUUUCGUUCUGUACGGAGUCGCAGUUGCAGGUUCUGUGUUGUUUUUCUGGUUUUAAUGUACCAGCAAAAUUUCUAGUUUGUUGGGUGUGCUUAAACGUAAAAUUGUUCAAAUGAUGCUUGAUAAGUUUCAUGGGUGCAAAAUACUCUCGAGAAAGGAGAACAUCCCUGUUACCAGCUAAUUUAAGGAAAUAUUCCAAAUUGCACACAUUUGUGCAAGGAUUUUUUAUCAGUUGACUAUUUGCCUAUGUAUGUAUCGCUAGUAUUCUAAAUAUUUCUUGCUUAUUAAUUAUACACGUUUGUAUAGAUAAAUUAAUUAAAUUGUGCACACGAGAUCGUUCCAGUUACACGAAUCCUCUCCAUGGAGAGCACCUGUUUCUGUUUCUGGAGCCAUGUUCGCCACCGAGAUGAAAUAAAUGACUGAAGGCGUCGUCAAACUUGGGGGGCGAAGUUUUAAGUGCAAUCCUUGAUCGAAAUGUGCAACAAGAUGCUCCCGACUCUGGCCAGUGGGAAAAUGACUUCGAGAUCUUGAAAUUUGCCGAAUUAUGUACACGAUAUGGCUGCUGUGAAGAAGAAGGUUGAAAAUUUUAUCAAAAAAGGCUUCAAAUUCUCAAGAAUUUCACUUUUGGUUCACACAGUCAGAAUAAAUUUUUAUUUGUUAGCGAUUCGGAGAAACUGCUGGAGUUUUUGCGUGAUUCGCCAUCUGCCAAGCGUCCUCGAUUUACAUAAUAUCUGACAAGAAUAUGACGCCGCUUAUCUCCACUCUGAGAAGAUGGUUUAUGAAUCAUGACUUAUGAUUUAUGUGAUUUUUCACAUUUCUGCCUUUGGGUUCCGUUUGGUGAACGUUAAUUCACUAUUAGUUAUGUAUCACUGGCAGUAAUAAUAUUCUGGCAAUAAUUGUAUGUAAUUGCGAUCAUAAUUUUAUCCUACUUAUAUUUCCCUUAGUAUAGAAGCUUACGCCUAUUGUUAACUUAUGGUUUUUACUUUCUCUUUGCUAUCACCUUUCUCUUUACUUUCCAAUUAGUUUCACAUUUAUCAUUUUAACUUAAAGGGAAAA